AACACUGGAAAGACCAGUUUCAGAGUCACUCUCCAGAAAUGAAACUUAAAGGUUGUGAAUAACAGCAGAACUGCAGUCAAGACUAAUUCCUCUCUUUGUGCCUGGGUUAAUUUUUUGUUCUUCAGCAACUGACUGAGACAGCGAGUUCAGAAAUGUCUUCUGGCAGCAACCUGCGGUCUCAGGAUCAGUUUCUGUGCUCCAUCUGUCUGGAUGUGUUCACUGAUCCAGUCACCACACCAUGUGGACACAACUUCUGCCAAACCUGCAUCACUCAGCACUGGGAGGUUAAUUUUCCCUUCAAGUGUCCUCUCUGCAAAGAGCUUUUCACCUCUAGACCUCAGCUGGGAGUCAACACCUUCAUCAGAGAAAUGGUUGCUCAGUUCAGACAUGAAGCCCAGCAGGAAGCCAGCAGCAGCAGCUCAGCUGCUAAACCAGGAGAAGUUCCCUGUGACGUCUGCACUGGAACCAAGCUGAAGGCCCUGAAGUCCUGCCUGGUGUGUCAGGUCUCCUACUGUCAGACUCACCUGGAGCCUCAUCUGACCACUCCAGGUCUGAAGAAACAUCAGCUGAUGGAGCCUGUGGAGAACCUGGAGGACAGGAUGUGUCUACAGCAUAAUAAACCUCUGGAGCUGUUCUGUAGGACCGACCAGACAUGUGUCUGCUCGCUCUGUUCUGUUCUAGACCACAAAAACCACAAGUUUGUUCCUCUGAGAGAAGAAUCUGAAGAAAAGAAGGCAGAGCUGAAGAAGACCGAGGCUGAAGUUCAGAAGAUGAUCCAGAGCAGACGAGUGAAGAUCCAGGAGAUCAAAGAGUCGAUGAAGAUCAGUAAAGAUGCUGCAGACAGAGAGAAAGCAGAAGGUGUUCAGUUCUUCACUGCUCUGAAGGAGGCUGCUGAGAGAGGCCUGGAGGAGCUCAUCAAGGAGAUCCAAGACAAACAGAAAACUGCAGAGAAACAGGCUGAAGACUUCAUCAAAGAUCUGGAGCAGGAAAUCUCUGAGCUGAUGAAGAGGAGCUCUGAGGUGAAGCAGCUCUCACAGUCUGAAGACCACCUCCACCUCCUCCAAAGCUUCUCCUCCCUGAAAGCUGCUCCACCCACCAAGAACUGGACAGAGAUCAGAGUUCAUCCUCCAUCAUAUGAGGGGACUGUGGUGAGAGCUGCUGCUCAGCUGGAGCAGAAGCUCUGGGAGAAGAUGAAGAAGCUGCUGGAUUUGAAUAGGGUCCAGCAGUGUGCAGUGGAUGUGACUCUAGAUCCUCAUACAGCCAAUCCCUGGCUCAUCCUGUCUGAUGAUGGAAAACAGGUUCAUUGUGGGAAUAAAAGAAAGAAGCUUCCAGACAACCCAGAGAGAUUUUCUCACUGUAUUAAUGUUUUAGGACAGCAGAGUUUCUCUUCAGGAAGAUUUUACUUUGAGGUUCAGGUUAAAGGAAAAACUGACUGGGAUUUAGGAGUGUCCAGAGAGUCCAUCAACAGGAAGGGAGACAUCACUCUGAGUCCUCAGGAUGGUUUCUGGACUGUUGGGUUAAGAAAUAGAAAUGAGUACCUAGCUAGUGCUGGACCUCCAGUCUGUCUCCAUGUCCAGCCUGGUCCUGAGAAGGUGGGGGUGUUUGUGGAUUAUAAGGAGGGUCUGGUCUCCUUUUAUAAUGUAAAUGCUGCAGCUCUGAUCUACUCCUUUACUGGCUGCAGCUUCACCGAGAAGCUCUACCCAUUCUUCAGUCCCUGUUUAAAUGAUGGAGGUCAAAACUCUGCUCCUCUGAUCAUCUGUACUGUGAAUCAGCCUGAUCGAUGCUCUUAUAAUUCUUCAAGACUGAAUCUGUUGGUGAAGAACCGCCAGUCUAAGAGACGUUAAGGUGAAGUCCUUGUGGUGGAGAGAUGAGCUUGAAAAUGUGUAAAAUUUUCAGCUUCUCCCUUCAGCUUUCUAACACGAUAAGUUCAUUAUUUCUUUUUAAACAACUUCUGUUUUACAGUCAUUCAGUCCUAAAAAAAGAAGGGAAGGGGGCCAGCCCAUCACAGAGCAGCAUAGUUAACCCAACAUGGAUGUUCUUUGGAGUGGGAGGAAGCCAGAGUUCCAUACUCUGACUGGUAAAGCAUGCUAACUCCAUCUAGACAGACCCUAGGCUGGGAAAGUUAAACAAAGAAACUUCAUACUGCACAGCCACAGUGCUGCCAUCUGCUCCAUCCUGCAGCCUACCAGCAAUUCUUCCCAACUUCUUGUCUAAACCCACUUCUGUCUGCGAAGCCAGGGAGAGACUAUUUUGCAAGUCUUUUAUGAUGAGAAAAUAUUUUUUUAUAGGCAUCGAAGCCAUCAAACCCAGUGUAAGAGGAGUUAAUAUUAAUUUUAUUAGGAAAACGAGAAAGGUGAUCAGGAUAUUUUACCAUUAGAGUUUAGCUCCUACCUGUAUGAAUGAGGAUCCGUCCAUUAUUCAGUUUCUGUGAUUGACCCUAUUGUAAUUUUCAUGGUUUUAUUCAUUUACUUAGAAUUAUUUUACUUGUAUAUUUAUAUCCAUCCAUCCAUUUUCUGAUCUGCUUAAUCCC
Fundulus heteroclitus (mummichog) is the source of this 2530-nucleotide messenger RNA. Its product is annotated as E3 ubiquitin-protein ligase TRIM21-like. NCBI's taxonomy places the organism in Eukaryota, Metazoa, Chordata, Actinopteri, Cyprinodontiformes, Fundulidae. Gene Ontology annotation, molecular function: zinc ion binding; protein binding. The coding region runs from base 153 to 1844 and encodes 563 amino acids. The record is from RefSeq and is a predicted model, not a curated record. The transcript has 2 exons.